This is a messenger RNA of Caenorhabditis elegans, 492 nucleotides long. It is a transcript of the gene F21C3.7, whose product is annotated as Small integral membrane protein. Lineage: Eukaryota; Metazoa; Nematoda; Chromadorea; Rhabditida; Rhabditidae. The transcript is spliced from 3 exons. The record is from RefSeq and is marked reviewed. Bases 6 to 425 code for a protein of 139 amino acids.
AAAAUAUGACGCUGUACGAUAAAGUGAAAUCAAUUCUGACGAUUCCUGACAAAAAUAGUAACGAUUCGAUCGUCAACGCAACUGACUUGUACUUGGAGUGGGAGAAAGGAGACGGGCAGUAUCUUCUUCCACUCUUAUUGAUUUUCGUUAUCUUCUUUUGCAUAACUUGCGGUGUGUUUCAAGCUUUGUUGAGCCUUGUGGUUCUCUGUAUCAGAAGCCUUUGCGGAUUUGAUGAGGAAGAUGAAAACUUCAAUAUCAAUGGAAACCACUUUGCUAGAAAUUCGACACCUUCUGAACAUCACGAGGAAAUUGGAAAUUUGAUGGGAACUGAAGCUGCAUCCAUAUCUGAACUUCCUCAAUAUGGAACACCACGAACCAGAAAAUCGAAUACUUCUUCAUCUCAGAACAGAUGCCUUUCAGUUUGAUUCGUUGAGUGAAUUGGAUUCUCAAACUUGAUAACUCGUACCUUGAUAUCUCAAUAAAAAGAAAAUG